UAUGACGUAUUAAAAUGAUUACAGUAAUCAACUCCGCAUGCUACCUCGCCCGGCUCCAUGCGGUGUGGUCUACGUCAUCACUUCCUGUGUACACAAAGACCGCGCGCCUAUUUUAAUUUGAUCCAACUGUCGACAUCAAAAAUGCCCGAUAAAAACUCUUUGGAAAGAAUUGUAAGUCGGUUUAAAACGACAGAGAUUUGUCCAGCAUUAGAAAGAUGGGGUCAUUUAACGCAAGAUGAUAUCAAUGAGGUUAAGACUGCAGGAACGAAACAGCAGAUGAUCCUAGAAGUUUGUGAUCGAUGUGUGGAAAGAGAAGUUGAUGAGGAAGCAACUGCUGAGUUAGAUAUAAUGUAUGUACAUCUUCACUCAAAGACGAAAACCUGGAGUGUGUAUGAGCUGAUUGACCCCAAAGAAGAAAAACCAAUUAGUGUGAAUCCUGCAGUAAUACAGUGGAAGUUGGACAAGAAGUUGGGACAGCAUUUUGAUGCAGUUGUGUGUACGAAGGUUCUGGACAAAGCUGUGUGGAUCAGAUUGUCUCUGGGACAUGGCGUGAUGGGCCGUGGCAGUCAGAUCAGAUUCACCAAUGAUGUUGUCUAUAUUGUACAUUAUCCUCGCACUAGCUUCUUCAUCGCCACUCCCAUCAAAGCUUCGUUUAAGAACAGAGUUACUGAGACAAUUGUCUCUAUACUGGGCUACUUCUCCUCCAAAGAGAUGCAACUGAAGGGCCAUUGUCUGAGCUCCCUGGCUGAUAUUGCACUUAAUAAAAACUCACAGGGUGGGAAAAACUUACCUGGAGACCACACUAAUCCACUGACCAGCAGCAGAAGACAGAAAAGAAAAGAAAAAGAUGAGGAAUUAGGUGAAGGUGUCACACGAGAGGAUGAUCCAAAGAGACAGAGAAGAAUGGGUGUGUUAGAGAAUACAUUUGGUCCAUAUGUCCAGCCUACAUUGGAAAAGAUUGAAUUCAAGCUGGAGACUCAGUUUCGAGGGUUUGGACUUACACGUGAACAGUCUAGAUCAGGGAACGUUUCAAGACUUGAGAGAUUUUUCCCUGUGCUGGAGCGGGCAUACAAUAGAAAGGAUGGACCAGAAGUGUUUCGUUGCCAUGUGAAGUUUGAAGGCAAGAGUGUCCUGGAGGGGUUGAGGAACCUUGGGGACAGGGGACUGGCUUCUGUGCCUCUCCCCAAACAUUUGACUUGUGUCCCAUCACGAGCCAAGAAUUACUUUAUCUUAGGGGAUAAGGCAAGACAUCCCCGUCCCCAACGCAGCCCAGCCCCGCCAUAGUCACUGUGCUUGACCACAGGACAAAGUCUCUAUUUAUUGUUAUUCUGAUUUGUUUAUACAGGAAACACAUUUCCAGUUGUAUACUUUUAGCCAUCAGCAUUUUAACCUUUGCUGCACAUAUUUUAAGAAUCAGAUAUUGAGCAGUUCGCUGUUCAGCAUUCAGUGGACAGGCCGUUUAGAUGUUUCGAUUUUUACGUGUACAUGAAUUUUUUGACAGUUUGUUUUAGUAGAAAAAGAAUGAAAUGUGCUGUUAACUUGCUUACUGUCCUAUAGGUUAUGGUUCUGUGAAAACAAAAUGUCCAAUGAAGUGAAAUCAUGUCAGUAGUGUGAGUUUUUAGUUUGGACAAAAUGUCUUUUUUAUCAGAUCUUAUCUUUUUUUCUGUAUUUUGAAUUUUUAACUUGAAAAACAGUAUGGUAUUUUAAAUUGAAAGAUAAGGCCAUUUUAAGUAACAGUAAAUAAUUUUAAAAACUUUUAAAUAUUAAUUUGGUGGAAAAGUUCAGCCACUUCUGAAACACAUGUAUAUUUAACUUCAAAGAUAUGUAAGACAGGAUUUUUAUGUCAUCACUCAUAUUUUACUCAUGUAUCAUCCAUGUUGACAUUGGUUGACAAGUUUUAAAGAUGCAGUUACAUGUACUGUCACACAUGCAUUCAUCCAUACUAUCCAGAGUUUUUGUGUACAUCGGCCUAUUUGUUAUGGUGCUGUUUGCAGUUUAUAAGUAAAAGAAAAUUUGUU
Liolophura sinensis is the source of this 2018-nucleotide messenger RNA. Its product is annotated as centromere protein N-like. The transcript is spliced from 9 exons. Gene Ontology annotation, biological process: CENP-A containing chromatin assembly; chromosome segregation. Gene Ontology annotation, cellular component: nucleoplasm. NCBI's taxonomy places the organism in Eukaryota, Metazoa, Mollusca, Polyplacophora, Chitonida, Chitonidae. The coding region runs from base 58 to 1284 and encodes 408 amino acids. The record is from RefSeq and is a predicted model, not a curated record.